AUGCAUCUCGUCGUAAACCUUGGCGAUCGAGUUGUCCUUUGGUGUACUGACCAAGAUUUGAGUCAGCUUAAAGGGAGUGUUAUCCUAACCUGGGAGAAAAGCCACAAGACCAUACCAGCAGAUGAUCCACGACUGAAUACGAUAGCAAAUGGCACUUUAGAACUCAACGAUGUACAAAGAGAGGACGGGGGGAUCUACCAUUGCACUGUCAAAGCGAGAGAGUUUCAAAGUAUAAACACCACGUACCUUUUCAUCAGAGGUAGGCUUUCGUAGUGCUUUAUUGUACAGUGAAGCCUGAAUCUGGUGGAGCACUUCUUCCCCUCCCCUCCCCCUUCCCUUCCCCUCCCAUCCCCUUCCCCUUCCCCUUCCCCCCUGUUUUUAAUCCGACCAGACCUUUUCUUUAACGUCUUAACUUAUUCUAUUAACACAACUAUGGUGUAUAGUAAAUGAACGACAUGAAAUUGUUUUCUCUCACGACAGACACUUACAAACAUCCCAACCCCACUUCCAAUAAGAUGUCUCCUCUACAAACACAGGUAUGAGUUUUUAUGAAGAUAUGAAGUCUUCUCAGAGAUGCCAAAGAACACAGUUGAAAUGAAAGAACGCUUAUGUCGUCUUAAAAAAAAAAGAAACAUCAACUACAUUCUUGGCUUUGAACAUUUAAGGAUUUCACAUAACAUUUCGAAGGUUGACGGUGAAACAUGAAAUUCUAGAAAAAAUAUUAUCUGAGGCCGGGGAGGCGAAAGUGACCAAAAACUCAACCAACUUGGAGGAGAAAACUCCCUGUUAAUGGUUCGAAGCAACACAUACAGAAAAAUUAUUGACAACAGUGGGUCACGAUCCCACAACCCUAGAGUUCAAACAAAAAGAAAGCUUAACCCUUUAACUCCCAAGAGUGACCAAGACAGAAUUUCUCUUUACAAUAUCAAUACAAUAUCAAGUAGACAAGUGUAGAGGAUAAAGAAAAAUUAUCAAUUUGGGGAUCACUAGUUGAUCCAGUAUCAAAUUCUCCGACCUAACAUCACAAUAAUUGUAUGGCAGACAGUCAGGAGAAUUACUAAUGAGACCUUGGGAGUGAAAGUAACGUGACUUUGAAUAUAUCAGAAAGUUGCUCGGAAGGUAUUCAUUGGGAGGUUCUUCUUUCGUUUGUAAGCGGUUUUUUUUUUUUUACAUUUUCCCUUACUCUCUCAAUUGGAAAGUGGUCAAUUACUGCGGUAGUUAAAACACUUCAUAUUUUAACUUAACAAUACACUGGAAGCUUCACUUGCUGAGUACACUUCUCACCAGAUUGAGGCCAUGUUGAGUGGUAACCACUCCAUCGACGUAACCACGGUCAUUGCACAAUUUGUCACCUUGACAAGGCCUGGAAACGAGCAAAGACUCAAAGCAAAAGAACUGUCUAAAUCCGUGGACAUACUUGAACUACUGGUAACAUACAAUUCCCUGCAGAACAACGGGGCUUUUACCAAACCCGAUGACCGACGGAACAUCUUGGUGGCAGGGAGCAAUUUACUGGACGAAGAGAAUACUCAAACAUGGCUACAAUUACAAAGGGUAUUGAGACUAAAGAUAGAUGAUGUCACUUUUAGUUGUCUAGGCAAGCUCCUACGCCCUGUUUAAAUGUUUAUCCGUCUUUUAUCGACAAAGUUUUGUUACCUCGAUUUGAAUUUAGGUGUGACGUCACCGAUGGCGUCAGAGUUUCCUUUCUUUCAACAUGGAUACCUGAUUUUGUCUCUCUAGAAUCACGAAAACGUCACCGAUGUUCUUUUAGAAACAAUGGAUGAGUUUGCCUCUCAAAUAAGCAGUCAGCUGGGCAGUUCAAUCAAUUCCACUUCAUUUGUCCUCUCAUCAAGAAACGUAGGCAUCAGAGUCGAUCGAGUUGACACAAUCCAAACGGUUAGUCUCCCAAGUCUCACUCAUAGAGCGUUACUAUUAUUGAGACAUGACCAACCAGACCGGUUGAUAUUUAGCUACACAGGAAAUUUCAAUUAGCACCCAAAAUGUCAAAAAGCAUCCUUUAUUUCGCAAUCUUGCACAUAAGCAAACAUAACAAUUUUCUCGCGCGAUUUGAAUUUUAACGUCUCGGUCCCUUUUCUUUCUUCCCUCUUUUUUCGUCUCCAUAAGCUCUGCUGACAAUUUUCUUUCUUCCAUCUCGUGGUUGCACUCUCUAAAUGCACUAAUCCAAAAGAAUAAGAUUUGUAGUGUCUCACUCCUCUCCCAGAGGAGUUUAUCCGUAUGCCUAGAUUUCGAGUACUAGGGCCCAGUUUUUCGGAGCCGGGGACCGCAAAGGCUGAUCAUGCAACACAGAAUAACCUUGAAACUUAACGCGAUGAUUGAUUAUAUGCGUAAUAGCGUCCAAAAUUAACACCAUUUCCUUUUCAGCAACCUCGGUUAAGUGAGUAAACUCACUUGACUUUCGACUUAUUUCUCAGCUCGUCGUCGAUUUCUCUCAAUAUGGGGCAUCCGUCCUGUUUCCUGGUUCAGUGUUCGCCAAUAGUUCCACAAACAUAGUAGCAGUCGUUGCCUACAAUUCACUGCACAAUUUUUUCCGACUUGAAAGAGAGGCAUCCGAUAAUGAACAGGAAAAAAGGCCAGAGACCUCGAGAAUCAUUUCCGCUAAAAUCAUCCCUCGUCCAACGAGUCCUCUGAGAGUACCAUUCAAACUGGUUUUUGAUCACAACAACAAGGUGUAAGAAAGUUAUAUCAGUUAGUUAGUCCAUGUUGUUAACAGUUGUUGUCAACGUGAUGUUGCCUGUGCAGUCCUUUGAUUUGAUUGUAACAAAUACUCUGUUGUUUUUGAACAAUAUAUUUUACUUGCAAUCACUUCUUUAAUUUAAUUGUGAGCACAUUCCUUUACAGUAAUUUAGACCCCACAAAAAUUUUAAGUGUCUCGGGGGCACGGUUCAGGAAAAGCGUCCAAGCUUGAAUUUUGCAAGCAUCUUUUCCUGCAAGUUCUUUUCGAGUGGUUCACUUGCGAGGAUUAUUUUCUUAUUUUACGUUAUGUUUCUUCGUCUACUUCACUUUUAUCCCUCAAUGGCAAUCGGAGAAACACUGACCUCUUUGAAAUAAAUCAAAAGCCAGUCAAACCAUUAUUGGUUGUAAACUAAGGAAAAAAACAUUUAGGCUGCAUUAUUGUAUUUCUUAACAGCGGUUGUUCAAAGAAAGGAUAAAGCGUUCCACCUUGUAAAUCUCCGUUAGCAAAACAAUACACUAUCCACAAGAUAGCAAUUUAUGCGUCCUUAAUAGACAUUUCACGCUUCCAAAAGACCCAGUGUGGGGUUUUCUUAACUAUCGACAAUUUUGUGGUUUAGUAUACGAUCGUAUUACCUUGUUUUUACCGUGCAGGGCGGUGAUUUGAUUGGACAAUGCGUCUUCUGGGAGAUCGGCCAGUCGCACCGAACGUGGCAAACACGUGGAUGCGUGCGCGUGGAUCAUGAGUCAAACGCGCGUUCAACCACGUGUGAAUGUGACCACCUGACGAUUUUUUCAGUUUUGUUGAACAACGAGCCGGUAAGAAGAACUGAAAUUCCAUUUUGUCAUUUCUUUCUAUCUUGGACAAAAUUACAUUGCCUCAUACUUCUUUAUAUUGCCAAGACAUACGAGAUAAAAAGGCUUUUCUUUCUUUAAAAGGAAAACGCUCCAGUCAUUUUUUUAGACCCCAAGAAAAUCUAUGUUUUAGGUCACAAAAUAUUUUUUGGAUUUUAUCGGGCAUAACAGGACUUUUCACUUUCGUUUUUUAGAUAGAUGGCGGUGAGCAGCAUCAACCUCACUUAGGUUAUAUUUCCACAACAGGUUGCGCGUGCUCUCUGCUGUUUCUUCUGCUGACCUUUGCCGUGAUCAUAUUGUACUGGAAACGAGUAAAGAGCGCCCGCACUAUAAUUUUAUUGAACCUGUGUAUAGCUAUUGCUGCCUCCUGUCUUUUUAUUAUCCUAGCUGAUCACGCACGAAGACCUAAGGUAACAAACUGGAACCUACUUCCUAGUGACAUUCAUCAAGGAUAUUGUGCAAUUAUGAUGGAUUAGUGAUAAUAAGCUGUACACGCAUUUUUAUUGGAUCUUACUUAUGUUCUAUUGGAAGACAAACACGUUGUUUACAUCACCGUAACAAAAUUUUGCUAGUUAUUAUAUAAAACGAAUAGAUUCCUGGUUGCCGUGGGUCCGUACAGUAAUUGUUUACAGAAGAUUUUAAAAUGGGCAUGAAAUGAAAAUUUGCAUGAAAAGAACAUCUUUUUGUUCUCCAAACUUUCCGCCUGAUUCAGAUCCAAAUGAACGAGCACUGCCGCAGGUAAUUACUGUUAAAUGGCUUGGCUUCCAUGUAAUUCUGAUCACCCUGGUCUCACCAAAUAAUAUCCACUUAAUCGAGAGGCGGUGACCACAUGCACAAUAUACAAAACAAUCAGCAAAGCCCUGAUCGUCUGAGUAGAAACCAGUACAACCAACGCACCGGCAAUAAAUUUAAGAGGAGUUUAAUUUCCUGACAACUCCACCGAACUCUUCUAUUUACGCGCCAUUGCCAGUGGUUUCUAAGUAAAGUAUUACGAACAUAAUACAUCAGGAACGAAACCUCUUCUUACAAAACUGGAAGUAACAUAGGAUAUACUGAUAACAAGAAUGUGUGUAACAUAGGCAAUACUAAUAACAUAAGUAAUCAUAACCAUUACAAUUUCCUCAAAUGUGGUUGGUGCAUCAGCUGCUUUAUAUUUCACUAAUCACUCUGUACAGUUGAAAUCGGACAGUGUAAUCAGACAGUCGGCCGUAAUCGGACACCUGUAGUGAGACAGUUGAAGCAGCCAAUCAUACUAAGUCCACUCAGCUAAAUCCACCAAUCACAGAGUUGAUCACAAUAACCAUAGCAACAACCACUUACUCUGAAAAGAAAACUAGAAAAUUUCCAAAUUUUUGUCGUAGACAUUGUCCCUACUGGAGAUGUUUGUUCUACAUGUAUUUUUUUUUCGGAAAUUGUAAUUGUUGUGAUAAAUUGGUAAUAGGACUUCGUAUCGUCCAAUUCUGUCUGUAAUCAUACUCGUAAUUGACAAAUCGGACUCCCGCUUCGCAGUUGUCCGAUUUUGUUAAUCACUCGUGCGAUUACAGACCGAAUUGGACUCCACUCUGUCCUAUUACCAGUAUAAAUACGGGACACUCGACGAAAGAGAAAUUUACCUGAAGAUUUUGGGAUACGGCUGACAUAAGAACGUACUUGCGAUUAAAUUUCAACUCGAGCUCACACCUUUUUUAUUUUCAUGAUCCACGCUCGAGUUAAACUUAUAUGAAUAACCGCGCGGACUGGGGCUAGGAGGGGGAUUGGUUUCUACACCCAGGUUGUGCUCAAUUCUGAAUUUUUGCUCGCUAGAUCGUGCGGCCCACUUUAUGCGGUCGGGAAAUUCCACAUCAUUUGAAAACCAGACCUAAUGAUGUUUUCUCACCUUAGGUAUUAUGCACCAUCACGGCCACAUUUCUCCAUUACUUCCUGUUGUCUGUGUUUUCGUGGAUGCUGUGUCAUGGAGUUAUCUUAUACUUCCUAAUCAUAAAAGUGGAAACUCGAGAAACUCUCGAACCAAAGAUGAAAUGGCUCUACGCAUUAGGAUGGGGUAGGAGAAAAUUAAUGUCAUUCCACUACGUGUAACUACGGUUAAGUCUCGCCUCACUUUUUCCAAAUUUGUUUCGUUCCAGGCUCCCCUCUAUCAAUAGUCGCUGUUUCUCUCAUAGUUACUGGUACCGAAGUUAGCGCAGCGAAUAAUUGCUGGCUGACUACGAAGCAUGGAGUCAUUUAUUGGGCGUUUGCCGCUCCGGUCGCAACAGUUAUAACUGUGAGUACAUCCUUUACAAUUAAUGGCCGGUACACGGUCAAUUUGUUUGGACACGAAUUAGAAAAUCUUGGUCAGAUAUGAACAUGGUGAAGUAGAAACUUAUUUUCAAACCUAGAGGAAUAAUGUAAAACGACAAACUAUCUCUUCUGAAAUGAAUAGUGUAUCAUUAUUGAUUGAGUUAGGUCAGACUUGAUGGGAAAUAUAUAAGGGUCCUUACGGUUCAUCUGAUGAUGUUUCUUGUAACGUCCCAGUCCAAAGCUAAAUAAUGACUAUAGUAACACUAUAAAAAUAACACCCAUAACAGUAAUGAAGAAUUUCCUUAGCACCACAACCAUUAGCUCAUAGCGCUUUACAACACUUCGCGGGAGACUUCGUCCAGAUUGCAUUGACCAUGGCCCCCAUUUCGUAAUUAAGACCAGAAUACCACACGGCAGUUCGAAGCUCUACAACCUAAGCUACGUAGGCAGGGAAAAUUCUGGUUGAAAAAAAAUUAAAUUGAGAGAUGGGAUAAUGGAAGAUAUUUUCAAGGAAAGUUUAGCAGUGAGCGUCGACGAAAGUGUUCGAGCCAAUUUUCUUGACUCCCUCUCAAUUAAACCCAACGCAUCCAUGACAGCUCUUAAAUAUAUUUUCUUCCCAAAUAGGCUUUUGCAUUUGUGUUCACUAAAGUAUGUGCUGUUUGUUAGUGUUACCUUUGGCUGAGAAAAUGUCUCUCUGAUUUAACCACGACAUUAAUGAUCUUGCUUAUCAUUUUUAAUUGAGAUUUUAGAAUCAAAAAAAGAAAUUUUAUCGAUGAAACAAAUAUCUUAUAUUCCUUGCUUUAUUUUGUUCCCUUUUUCAGAUCAAUUCAAUCUUGUUAAUUUUCUUGUUGCGCCAAAUAAACAGAGCUGCACAAUUUAAAGCCAGCAUGUCACGUGCCAGGCCAUGCGCCAAGCAGGUGAAGGCCUGGUUACGACGAACUGCAAUGCUGCUGCCAGUUCUGGGAGUCACGUGGUUAUUUGGCUUUCUGACGUUCAUUUCCUCUACAGUUGUGUUUCAUUAUCUGUUCACCAUCUUGAACUCACUUCAGGGAUUUUUCAUAUUCGUCACUUUUUGCAUUCUAGAUGAUGCAGUAAGUCUUUUGUGACUGUGUUUUAAGUAGUAUACUUUCGUUUUUUUAUUGGGUACAAAAUUUAACAAAUUGUUCUUAAUUCUUGUCGUAUCAAACUCCUAAUUUGUUUGCUAUUUUAUAAAUCUGCUUAAGAUAUAUGCCUCUACAUUAGAUAUUUUAAGGGAAUAUUUAAAAUCAUCUUGACUAACCGUAUGGAAUAACGAAUACGUCUCUUUCCUGUAGAGGUGCAGGGAAACUGUUGUCCCCAGUAACAACAAAGUUAUCGGUUCACAGAGGGGAGAACUUUGUUUCGGCGGGGGAGAGUGGGGUACAAAUCCUUUGAAACAUUUCUCCCUUUCCUCUUAUUCAGUGUUGGUAACGAGGAAUUUGGACCACCUGCAAAAAUGCGUCCCCUCAGUAAUCUUUGUAUCUUUGGGAGAUGUCCUUUUUACUCGUGGAUAUACGAAGCAUAUGAUGGAGUUAUAUUGGGGUUCCAUUUGUAAAUUUCGUGGCGUUAGCGCGCCCUUAUGAGUCUAAGGAGAGUAUGCAUCUCAUCAAAGAUGCCAAACCGAUUGUUAAUCUCUUCUUCCAGGUAAAGGAGAUGUUAAUUGGUACAUUACGUAAGCGGAACGCUGUGUCGUCUAAAGAACAGUCAACGUUGAACUCCAAGAACGCUGUGCGAAGCAUCUCUGUCACACGAAUUCAAACAGGUGACGAAGUAUAAGAACGCAUUUUAAUUUAGUAUUGAUUGCACUGAAGACCAAAAAAAACAAAUCACAAUGGCCAAUCAAAACGAGGCAAGUAUGGCACGGGACACGGUCAAGAAAAAUUCAAGGUAAAACUAAGCAAAUUUCCUGAAGCGCGAGAAAAUGUACGUGAACAGGUCGCGAUUCGCGGUUUAUCUGAUUGGUCUAUUAAAAGGGUGACGCGGGUCGUCUGGAGCUAAUCACAGAGCGAAAGAAAACAUUGACAAAGCUGUAACUAAAAUUUUGAAGAGUUGCAGAUAAAUUGCCGUUUUGUGCGUAAAUGGAACAAAGUAAAAAUAAUUUUCAAACACCUAAAUUCAAUUUUUUUAGUUCACAAACAUGUUUCAGUCGACACUCCUGUGUCGUCUUCAGUUAAAAGUGUUUGUUGUACAACUUAAUUUAACUCAACAGUUACGUCCCAACGAUUUCGUUCGCUAAACGACGUCAUAAAUAAACUUCAUGGCGCACUACAUAUGAUCGACAUCAUCAUCAAGACUAACGACGUCAGAAAUAUUUACAACGUCAUGAACUUAACGACGUCAUAAUUACUGUUUUUAUAAGGGUCAUUGACGACAGUUUAUAGGAUCAACAAUACACGGGUUCGUUUCCAUGGAGACAGUAAGAGACUCUUUUUCCCAUCCCUUUUUUUUCCAGCGUAUUUCAAAUUUAAUAUUCUGCACGUAAUUUUGUGACGUAACUGAUAUUGGGCAACCAUAUUAAAAAUCCAAAUUGAACACGAAGAUUUGCCACUGACGUAGAUAUGUCGGAACAUUCGUUUGGUCGCAUUUUCGGAAUUACACUUCUGCACAGGACACUCGUGACAGUGCUGAUCCUGGCAUUUUCCAAACCGGGCGACAUGCAUUGUUUCAUGAUAUAGCCGAGUAAUCUAGGAGAUCUGUUGUUCAAUUUCUCGCAGGGUUUCAGGACUCAGAUUUUUUUUUCUUAUGCGCCUGCGAAAAUUUUUAAAAUAUUCCUUUAUUACUGAAACUGUUUUUUUCAUUAAGGCCUGCGAAGAUCGCUAUAGUUAAAUUUUUUUUCUGUUUUUGUGUGUUACACCAGUUUAUUGGUUGACUUCAUCGUCUUUUUGUUUCCAUAUUCCAUUAUUUUUUACAGUUCAAAAUGCAAGAACUACAGCUGCAAAUCAACACGGAGGAACAUAUAACUUUCCCAGCGAUACUGAGCAAUCGAAAGUAUCAGGACCAAAAAUGCAGACAUGGAUUGUAGCUGAUAUAAAAUGA
This is a messenger RNA of Pocillopora meandrina, 8877 nucleotides long. The record is from the annotation of a GenBank genome assembly. Lineage: Eukaryota; Metazoa; Cnidaria; Anthozoa; Scleractinia; Pocilloporidae.